This is a messenger RNA of Aspergillus pseudoviridinutans, 1179 nucleotides long. RefSeq lists its product as uncharacterized. The coding region runs from base 1 to 1179 and encodes 392 amino acids. The transcript has 4 exons. NCBI's taxonomy places the organism in Eukaryota, Fungi, Ascomycota, Eurotiomycetes, Eurotiales, Aspergillaceae. The record is from RefSeq and is a predicted model, not a curated record.
AUGGCGUUUCAAAUAUCGAUCGGCGAUGUAUUAAUGCUGUCAAAGCUMGCCUGGGAUAUCUUGCAGGCGUUCACAUCCGGCAGGAAGUCGGCACCUGCGGAGUUCCAGGAAGUGCAGAAUCAGCUCAGCUCGCUCACCCAUGCACUAGAAUCACUGAAAUCACUGUCGAGGGAGUCCCUAGGUGAGGAAGAUGGGGGCUCAGUUAGCAGUAUCGCGCCGAUCCUACAGAACUGCCGCUUCACUCUGGAACACCUCGAGGAUCUCGUAAAGAAGUACAUGAUUAUUGAGAAUGACGGAUCAGGUAGAGUAGAGAAAAAGCGAUGGCGAGACGAAAUUCGGAAGAACUGGAAGAAGGUGCGGUGGACAAGGGAAGGAGGUGAUCUGACGAGGCUGCAGCAGAAUCUCGGAGUCCACAUCAACAGCCUCAACCUUACAAUCGCAGUACUAAACAGCGAAAUCAAUCAAAACAUGGGCCAGCGGGUAGAGGACGUUCACGGAAUGCUGGGAGAGAUCUAUACCUGGUUCAUCAGCAAUUUGAAAAGCCAAAGGAUGAGUCCCUAUGAGCCUUCCUCGAAACCACAAGAGCGACCACUGGAGCUGUCUUUCUCACUGCACCUGGCAGACUCUGAACCAUUUGACACUGCUGCUCUAUGCGACAAUGCGUCUUUUAAUCCGGACUGGCUCCAAAUUCCAGAACAGCCAGUCUUCAAGUGCAGUUGUCAGCUUCGACGCACUAGAUACGGGGACAUUCACGAUGAAGAGCUGAUGGAAUAUUACAUCAUGGAAAAUAUGGCUGUCCUCUGGCAGAACAUCCCGCCUUACCUGUCUUAUAAUCCGGAGUAUAACCCCAUCAAUUACUCGACUGGCCCUAUCGAAUCAGUCCAGCUAGUCCACCACCGGAAUUUGACUGGCGAUGGGGCGUGGGUUUUCAAUGAAACGGCAGAUGCUAUAUUGGUUGCUCGCUUAGAUACGCUCCCCGUUGACUCGACAGAGGACGAAGCAUUUGAAUUUACCAUCACUGGUGGGCUCCGGCAGCUCUGCGAUCUAGCGGGCAACAGAGCUAACCUUUCCCAGUGGGCAGUCAGACGAAUAUUACUAAUGGAGAAUCCGAGUUGGUCGUCCAUAUAUCCGAAGCGGACUGUCUUUCCAGAACAAAGUCUGGGCAAGAAAACAUGGUGA